Manihot esculenta (cassava) is the source of this 684-nucleotide messenger RNA. RefSeq names its product protein FAM136A. Gene Ontology annotation, cellular component: cytoplasm. Lineage: Eukaryota; Viridiplantae; Streptophyta; Magnoliopsida; Malpighiales; Euphorbiaceae. The transcript has 3 exons. The coding region runs from base 9 to 458 and encodes 149 amino acids. The record is from RefSeq and is a predicted model, not a curated record.
ACAACGACAUGGAUCACAUAGCAGCACUUGAACAGCAAAUGGUAUCAGAGAGAUUGAGAAGGAAGCUUGAAGAAGUCAAUACAGCAGCACAGACCCAUCUCUCUCCUGUUCAAGACCACAUCAAUUUCACUCUUCAGCAAGCAUACUUCAAAUGUGCAUAUGAAUGCUUUGAUAGGAGAAGGAAACAAGAAGAGAUCGGCAAUUGUGUUGAACAUUGCAGUGUCCCAGUUCUUAAAGCUCAGCAACAAUUUGAGAACGAGAUGUCCAAAUUUCAAGAAAGAUUGAAUAGGUCUUUGAUGGUCUGCCAAGACAAGUUUGAGGCAGCCAAGCUCCAACAGGUUGGAUCAGAAGCUGUGAAUGCUCUGGAGUCAUGUGUUGAUCAGUCAAUCCAGGAUAACAUCAAGGCACUGCCCCAUCUGGUUGGAAGAUUGAAAUCAUCUCUCUCCAUCAGUGAUUAAAGUAAAUGAUGCAGCCGCAAUAACUUCUAUAUAUUUUUGUAGUUACCAAAUUCCGAGUAUACAGACCAUAGUGUUAAUUCUGUGCUGUGGCUUUAACAGGGAGAGACUAGAAGAACUAACUAGUCAUUUAUUUUAGCACCUGCUCUGCUUGGUGCUUACCAAAUUUAUGUCAACUUUCAGUUCAAGAAAUUGAGAGAUUGAUUGCCUGUUGGCACCGGAAGGCAGC